UGAAAGCUGUUAUCUUCUUACAUCAUCACUGCUGUUCCAGCACGAAUCCCUCAUCUAUAUAUAUCGAGCUUUCACGACCUUUAGCAUACACCUUCACCCAAAGUUUUUCACUUCUCUUCCCAAAAAAUGGCUUCCGCCACCAUAUCCUUAUCGCCAUUUGUUAUCUUUCUCCUCCUCCUGGUGGGUAUUGUUUCUUGGCACAGCUGCGAGGCCCGUGAGCCCUUCGCUUGUGACCCAAAAGAUGCAAGGACGACAGGGUUGCCGUUUUGCAGGGAUUCUUUGGCAGUAGCAGACAGAGUAAAAGACCUCAUUGGAAGAUUGACACUGCAGGAGAAGAUUCGCCUGCUAGUAAACAAUGCCGCAGCCGUGCCACGGCUGGGAAUCAAAGGGUAUGAGUGGUGGUCCGAGGCUCUUCAUGGGGUCUCAAAUGUGGGUCCCGGGACUAAGUUUGGUGGGGCCUUCCCUGGGGCCACUAGCUUCCCUCAGGUUAUCACCACUGCUGCUUCUUUCAAUGCAUCUCUGUGGGAGGCAAUCGGACGGGUUGUGUCAGACGAAGCCCGAGCGAUGUACAAUGGGGGUGCGGCCGGACUCACGUACUGGAGUCCAAACGUGAACAUUUUCAGAGACCCGAGGUGGGGACGUGGGCAGGAGACUCCCGGCGAGGACCCCGUGGUGGCCGGAAGGUACGCGGCCAGCUACGUCCGUGGCUUGCAGGGGAACGCCGGCCACCGGUUGAAGGUUGCGGCUUGUUGCAAGCACUUCACGGCUUAUGACCUCGAUAAUUGGAAUGGGGUCGAUCGCUUUCACUUUAAUGCUAAGGUUAGCAAACAGGACAUUGAGGAUACAUUCGAUGUGCCAUUCAAAAUGUGCGUGAAAGAAGGUAAGGUGGCCAGUGUCAUGUGCUCCUACAAUCAGGUCAAUGGUGUCCCCACCUGCGCUGACCCCAAUCUCCUACGCAAAACAAUUCGCGGCGUUUGGCAUCUUGAUGGGUAUAUUGUCUCGGAUUGUGAUUCGGUGGGGGUUUAUUAUGAUACACAACAUUACACGUCAACACCAGAGGAAGCGGCUGCUGAUGCGAUUAAAGCAGGUUUGGAUUUGGACUGCGGGCCUUUCCUGGCUUUGCACACAGAGGCGGCACUGAAAAGAGGCCUAUUGAAGGAGAUUGAUGUCAACGGCGCUUUGGCAAACACACUCAAUGUCCAAAUGAGGUUGGGCAUGUUUGAUGGGGAACCCUCCAAGCAGCCAUUUGGGAACCUUGGCCCCAAAGAUGUGUGCACUCCGGCUCACCAAGAGCUCGCGCUUGAAGCCGCCAGGCAAGGCAUUGUUCUUCUCAAGAACCGUGGACCUUCGCUGCCUCUGUCUCCUCGUCGCCACCGUACUAUUGCUGUCAUCGGGCCUAAUUCGAAUGUCACAGAUACCAUGAUUGGCAACUACGCUGGUGUUGCAUGUGGAUACAUCACUCCGAUGCAAGGAAUUGGGAGAUAUGCAAGAACGAUUCACCAACAGGGUUGCACUAACGUCGCCUGCACCGAUGACAAGCUCUUCAGUGCGGCUGUCGGUGCUGCCCGUAACGCCGAUGCAACAGUUUUAGUGGUAGGGCUUGACCAAAGUAUCGAGGCAGAAUUCAGGGACAGGACUGGGCUCCUUUUACCAGGGCGCCAACAAGAUCUUGUGUCCAAGGUAGCCGCAGCUUCAAGGGGUCCAACCAUAUUGGUCUUGAUGUCAGGUGGGCCUAUUGAUGUGUCUUUUGCUCAAAAUGAUCCACGCAUUGGCGGCAUCUUAUGGGCCGGUUACCCUGGCCAAGCUGGUGGAGCUGCCAUUGCUGAUGUCUUGUUCGGAACAUUUAAUCCAGAGGGCAAGUUGCCUAUGACAUGGUACCCACAAGACUACCUUUCAAAUUUGCCCAUGACAUCCAUGGAUAUGAGGUCAAGCCGAUCAAGAGGCUAUCCCGGAAGAACCUACAGAUUUUACAAAGGUCCAGUGGUGUACCCAUUUGGGCACGGUUUGAGUUACACAAAAUUUGUGCACACCGUAGCUAGUGCUCCCACCAUGGUGGCUAUCCCUCUUGCCGGCCGCCAUGCUCAUGGCAACACUACCAUCUCAGGCAAGGCAAUCAGGGUGACACAUGCUAAGUGUGGCAGGAUCUCUCUCGGGGUUGAUCUAGACGUGAAAAAUGUAGGGUCCAAGGAUGGUUCUCACACAUUGCUUGUAUUUUCCAAACCACCUGCUGGGCACUGGGCUCCACACAAACAACUGGUGGCUUUUGAAAAAGUUCAUGUACCGGUAAAGGCUCAGCGGCGAGUCCGAAUUGACAUCCAUGUGUGCAAGUUCCUUAGUGUGGUGGAUAGAUCUGGAAUUCGAAGAAUUCCAAUGGGUGAACAUAGUCUUCAUAUAGGGGAUACCAAACACUCUAUAUCCCUUCAAGCAGCAACACUUGGAGUGAUCAAAUCAUAGAUUUCUUGGCGGAAAGACGGGUUUGCCGGUAUGCCCAUUUUGCCAUGAUAAUGUAAUAAGGGAUACCAUGGAUACAGCAUACUACUCAAAAUUCACAAACAAGAGCGCAAGCUGAAAGAUUGUUGCCAAGUCUUUUUUUUUUCUUGUUUAACAUCUAAUUUGAACUUAAGUGAAUAAAUCAUAAUUGGGUUUAGGAAUUGAUUGACAAAGGAAUUCUACCUGUGUGGCUAUGGAUUGGAGUUGUAUUCGUGUGAGAUUUUGAACUUUCCAUUAAAA
Molecule: messenger RNA, 2730 nt
Organism: Carya illinoinensis
Lineage: Eukaryota; Viridiplantae; Streptophyta; Magnoliopsida; Fagales; Juglandaceae
Product: probable beta-D-xylosidase 2
Exons: 7
Coding region: 127-2454 (775 amino acids)
Biological process (GO): arabinan catabolic process; xylan catabolic process
Cellular component (GO): plant-type cell wall
Molecular function (GO): xylan 1,4-beta-xylosidase activity; alpha-L-arabinofuranosidase activity
Source: RefSeq, a predicted model, not a curated record